Messenger RNA from Meira miltonrushii, 1401 nucleotides. RefSeq names its product protein phosphatase 2A regulatory subunit PR55. Gene Ontology annotation, molecular function: protein phosphatase regulator activity; protein binding. Gene Ontology annotation, cellular component: protein phosphatase type 2A complex; cytosol. The record is from RefSeq and is a predicted model, not a curated record. The transcript is spliced from 4 exons. NCBI's taxonomy places the organism in Eukaryota, Fungi, Basidiomycota, Exobasidiomycetes, Exobasidiales, Brachybasidiaceae. The coding region runs from base 1 to 1401 and encodes 466 amino acids. Gene Ontology annotation, biological process: peptidyl-serine dephosphorylation.
AUGGAGAAAGAGGGAGAUCCAUCCGGCGGAUGGCGAUUCGCACAAUGCUUUGGUGAUAAGGGAGAGGUGGAGGAGAUAACAGAGGCCGACAUUAUAUCGACCGUUGAGUUCGACCACACAGGUGACUAUUUGGCUACUGGAGACAAAGGAGGGAGAGUCGUAUUAUUCGAGAGGAAUGAGUCGAAAAAGGGCUGCGAAUACAAGUUCCACACAGAGUUCCAAAGUCACGAGCCUGAGUUUGACUACCUAAAAUCACUAGAAAUCGAGGAAAAGAUCAACAAGAUCAAAUGGUGUCGGAGACAGAAUGCAGCACAUUUCCUAUUAAGCACAAAUGACAAAACGAUCAAACUUUGGAAGGUGUUUGAAAAGUCUCUGAAAGUGGUGUCAGAAAACAAUUUGAGCAGUGAUACGUUCCGGAAUGCAUCACAUGCUUACAACCCGGAAAAUGUUCAUCCUAGUCUACUACCGACCUUGUCUCCGAUCGCAGGAAGUGGACAAAAUUUGCGUCUACCUAGCCUAACACAUCACGAUACCAUUGUCGCAGCAGUUCCGCGCAAGAUCUAUGCUAAUGCACAUGCAUACCACAUCAACUCCAUCAGCGUCAACUCGGAUGGGGAAACAUACAUCAGUGCAGAUGACUUGCGGAUCAAUUUGUGGAACUUGAACAUAAGCGACCAAAGUUUCAACAUUGUCGAUAUUAAGCCAGUGAAUAUGGAAGAAUUGACAGAAGUCAUCACAGCGGCCGAAUUCCAUCCAAUCAACUGCAACAACUUUGUAUACUCAAGCUCGAAGGGAACGAUAAAGUUGGCAGAUAUGCGAGAUUCAGCACUUUGCGAUCAACAUGCCAAACAUUUCGAAGAAGAUGAAGAUCCAGCAAGCAAGUCCUUCUUUAGCGAAAUCAUUUCGUCGAUUUCUGACGUCAAGUUCAGCAGAGAUGGACGGUAUAUCCUUUCGCGUGAUUAUCUCACCUUGAAGAUUUGGGAUAUCAAUAUGGAAAGCAAGCCUGUGAAGACGAUACCGAUUCAUGAACAUCUACGUGGAAAAUUGUGCGAUUUGUACGAAAACGAUUGCAUCUUUGACAAAUUCGAAAGUUUGUGGGGACAUGACAACAAAAAGAUCCUUACGGGAAGUUAUAACAAUUAUUUCCACAUCUUUGAUAAAGACGAUGAAAGUGAUAUCGUUUUACAAGCUGACAAGAGCGCAUUCAAAGCAAAGAAAUUGGCAGGACACAAAAAAGGCAAAGGUCAACAUAACAAUAGCGCAGCCGCUGCACCAAUCAAUACGGACAAUAUUGACUUUAACAAAAAGAUUUUACAUGCAAGUUAUCAUCCACGCGAGAAUACUGUUGCCAUUGCGGCCACGAAUAAUCUUUUCAUCUUUUCGGCCAAUAAUGCAACGUAG